Molecule: messenger RNA, 1786 nt
Organism: Rhagoletis zephyria (snowberry fruit fly)
Lineage: Eukaryota; Metazoa; Arthropoda; Insecta; Diptera; Tephritidae
Source: RefSeq, a predicted model, not a curated record
AGUGAGAGAUAUACCAAAAUCUCCGUCCACAUGUUUUGGAGUACCUCUUCUCUGGUGAAUUAACCAGGUCUAAGGCUCACUAAUAAAGCCUAAACAGUACGUUGGCGAUAUGGCAACGAAGACAAAGAAGUACAUACUCGUACGUUCAUUGAAAAUCAAUUGGAAAACAUGCGUUAAAAAUUACUUUUAAGGAGUUGCAUACGUAACCCACUCAUUGAUUAUUCUGGCGUUACAUCUUCCGUUCUAAGGCUUGUAUUCUCUUUCCGAUCAAUAGCUCCCGUUCGAAAGGUCUUUAACCUCACUUCAAAGCUCGUCGAAAUGCAAUCGCACCAGCUUUUUACACUCUUUCGCAAGAACAAUAAAAAACACCAGAGUUGAGCAAAAUUUUCGUUUUAUUUUCUACAAAUCCACAUACAUCGUUCAGCGCUAACUGACCAGCACUUUUGGGGUUUCAAUUGAGCUAUGCACAAGUCAGCUUUUAUUAGAUUUGUCGCAGUGCUAGUUGCAGUCUUUCGGAAAUACCCAAACGAGCAACAUGCGUGUACCGAUAGACACGCGUAAAAAGCAAAAUAAAAAACAUUAAUUUAAUAAUAAAAAAACAAAAACACUCGCAAGGACCCGCAUUUCUUUUCGAAAUUUCAAUAAAAUCACCAUCAUUUUGUUUUUGUGUUUAAAUACUUACUUAAACUACAGCGCGUUGAAAUCAAAGAAAUGCUAUCAAAUCUCAAACCGCCAUUAGCAAGUGUGUCCUUCGUCUUCCCUCCACUGCUGUGGGUGAUAACAUGUUUGUUGGCGUCAGUGAGCGGUUAUCCUUCCAACACUUUUCGCGAUCUCGAUAUCUGCAAUCAUUGGAAUGGACGUCGACAUUUUCUGGAAUUGGGCGAACGUGGCGAUUUGCAUGCGCGUAAUGUCACCACAUCCGCUUUUCGAAGCACCCUAUUCUCGCCCACAAAUCCUAGCCAAAUGAAGAAUCGCAGCAGCACAGAUAUUUGGUAUCAGUGCAAUUUGGAGCUGGUGACCUGCGCUGAGUGCGUCAUUCGCAUAACAUUCACGCACAUCAACUUCUCUAAGACGUGCGAACGCAUUGCCAAUUCGGGUAUUGGAAAAUCCUCACUUUGUCCUUGCGAACAUAUUCAAUUCUCGGAACCACCGUAUGACACAACGAUUUCGGGCCAGGAGUUCUGUGGCGAUGGCAAAGUGUUUCGCAGUAAAACGCGUACGUUGUUGCUGAAAUUCUUCUAUCGCGCAACCAAUAGUCAUGUCUUUUCGCUGCAGUACUUCUCGGAAAGGAAUGUUAAAAUUGUUAGCGGCUCACCGCGGCAGGCCAUAAUCAGCAAUUAUUCCAAAAAUGAGCCGCAUGUCAUCUCAACUCCCUACUUUCCUAUGCCGUAUCCUCGUGAUUACGGCAUUGAACAUAUACUGACAUGUGAAUCGGAAAACUGUCAAGUGCGACUGGAUUUUACCGACUUUCAGUUAGGCCUAACCUCAACAUUGGAAAUAUUCGAUUCGAACGGUCAAAUGUUGGACUCGUACACCGGUGAACAUUUUCGUCCGCCCAUCACAAUUAGCAAUGGUAAAUCACUAUUGUUGCAAUUCCGUGGUAACGGUAAUACGGGUGUCGGAUUUCGUGCCGAGAUAUCUUUCGUUUCAUCCAAGCAAUUGAAGGAAGAUCGCUUAGUGCCAUAUACAGGUGAGUUUUGGUGUAACUUCAGAUAAGAAAUGAACAAUUGGGGAAGUUACUUAAGAUCAUUCAAUAGUAAGAACUGAAAACGAUUCAUUAUAAAAA